AUGGAAUUUUCUGAAAGUUUAGAGUAUUUUCUUGAUAAUUAUAACUAUAGUUUUUCAGAAUUAAACUCAGAUGAGUAUGUACACUCUGAUGAAGAAGAAACUUCUCAAUUAGAUGAAUCAAGUAAUAAAGAAACUAUGAACAAGGAGUCAGAAAACAUUAUAAGUAUCUCUGAAAUAGCUAUAAAUGAAUGUAUUAAAAAACUUCAACAAUGCUGUUUAUGUAAGAGAAAAUGUAGUGAAAAGAUUUCAUCAGAUUUGCUACAACAUUUACCAUCUAAAAAUAUCUUGCUUAAUAAAACUGUUAAUAAAGUAAAACUUUUUAUUAAAUCGAUUGGAGAGCAGCAAGGUGAAGCAUUGGCUGUUAGAAAAUAUACUAGAAAAAGAGUUGAUAGAAAAAUAACUGUUAGUUAUGAAAAAGAUAAUGUUGUUCUUCUUUUAUCUCACUAUUCUUAUAUUCGUCUCCUUGCUCUUAGUAAAAUAUUAAUUAGAAAGCCAUCCAAGGAUGUUUGUGAUAAAUGUAUUCUAUAUAAGCAUGCAUUGAAAGAAAGUAUUAAUAAUACAAAUGAAAAUAUUGAUCAACAGUUAACAAUGCAUAUAUUGGAUUAUCAGGCAAUGAAAGAUAUUUAUAAAAAUAAUAUUAAAGAAGCAAAAACCUGCGAUCAUUCUUUAUUUUGUGUUUUCUCAUUUGACUUUACCCAAAACAUUGAAUUGCCUCAUAACUCCCAACAACCUGGAAAUGAAGGUAUCGAUAAACAUUGGCAUUGUGUCUAUACUGAAGGCAAAGCCUUAAAGAAGGCAAAUGAGGUUACUUCGAUGUUAUAUUUUUUUCUUAUAUCUAAAAUAGGUAAAGCAAAAGAAAUUUGA
Messenger RNA from Cetraspora pellucida, 864 nucleotides. The record is from the annotation of a GenBank genome assembly. Lineage: Eukaryota; Fungi; Glomeromycota; Glomeromycetes; Diversisporales; Gigasporaceae.